AUGAAAGGCAAGAGAGCUGCUCCUUCGACGAAAACAUCCGAUGCCAAGGCCACUCCUGCAUUGGUCCGAGAGUACGAUGACGAUUUCAUCGUGACUGCUGUGCCGAGCGAGAAGAAGAACAAGAUGGAUGUCAAGUUCAAUUAUCACGUAGAGAUAAACGAAUAUGUGAAGCCUGACUUUGUGGAAUGCUCAAGCCGAAAGCCAAGGAGGAAUCUGUCUCGAGCUCAGAAGCGACCAUUGACGUGCAGAACUACCAAAGAAAUCAUGGACGACCAACAAUGGGUGUUGCAAUCCAAGUUGGGUAUGACUAGGGCACGUGCAAUUGGCAUAUUGAUGGAUGACUUCGAUGAGUUCUCAGACGUUGAUGAAGUACACGUUAUCCUGGGACCCAAGAAUGAUACCACGCUCAAGAUCAACAGCAUUGAGUAUUUGGAGAAUAACAAUCGAGCUGAGAUAUGCUAUGAGGAGAUCAUCCCUCAUGCUGAGUUGGUCAUGAAGGUAUUGGGUCUCAUGGGCAACAGCACAGCAUCAAGGACGAUGUACUUUGAUGGUGAGAGUGGUGAUGAAAUGUCCGAAUCGGAUGAUGGGGUUGGUACGUACGUCGACGGGCCAACGAAGUCUCCGAGGAAGGCAAAGAAGAAGAAACGAUCUAGACGGAAGACAGAGUUCAACCGCAUGAUGGAAGAGAUGGACAUCAAACUUGACAAGGAGAAAAGCGAUGGAGCUGAAAUUGUUGGUGAACCUCCUGUGCCUCCUCCUGAUGGCGAGAGGGAUGUCAUCAUUCGUCGUGGACAGCUAGAAGCUGAGGCCGAGAAACUCAAGGAAAUCAAGUUGAAGAAAGAGAAAGAGAAGAAAGCCAAAGCUGAGGCUGCCGAGAAGAAGAAGUCUGAAGCAAGUUCACGCGCCACUCCUGCAUUGGUCCGAGAGUACGAUGACGAUUUCAUCGUGACUGCUGUGCCGAGCGAGAAGAAGAACAAGAUGGAUGUCAAGUUCAAUUAUCACGUAGAGAUAAACGAAUAUGUGAAGCCUGACUUUGUGGAAUGCUCAAACCAAAAGCCAAGGAGCAAUCUGUCUCGAGCUCAGAAGCGACCAUUGACGUGCAGAACUACCAAAGAAAUCAUGGACGACCAACAAUGGGUGUUGCAAUCCAAGUUGGGUAUGACUAGGGCACGUGCAAUUGGCAUAUUGAUGGGUGACUUCAAUGAGUUCUCAGGCGUUGAUGAAGUACACGUUAUCCUGGGACCCAAGAAUGAUAUCACGCUCAAGAUCAACAGCAUUGAGUAUUUGGAGAAUAACAAUCGAGCUGAGAUAUGCUAUGAGGCUGAGUUGGUCAUGAAGGUAUUGGGUCUCAUGGGCAACAGCACAGCAUCAAGGACGAUGUACUUUGAUGGUGAGAGUGGUGAUGAAAUGUCCGAAUCGGAUGAUGGGGUUGGUACGUACGUCGACGGGCCAACGAAGUCUCCGAGGAAGGCAAAGAAGAAGAAACGAUCUAGACGGAAGACAGAGUUCAACCGCAUGAUGGAAGAGAUGGACAUCAAACUUGACAAGGAGAAAAGCGAUGGAGCUGAAAUUGUUGGUGAACCUCCUGUGCCUCCUCCUGAUGGCGAGAGGGAUGUCAUCAUUCGUCGUGGACAGCUAGAAGCUGAGGCCGAGAAACUCAAGGAAAUCAAGUUGAAGGAAGAGAAAGAGAAGAAAGCCAAAGCUGAGGCUGCCGAGAAGAAGAUGUCUGAAACAAAGAUCCACCAAAAGAUGAAGGACGAAAGAAAAAGAAAAAGGGUAAUAAAGAUUCGAAGGAGAGUUCAGGCAAAGAUGGCGGCAAAGACGCUGCUGUUGGCGUGGGAACGCUCCGAGGAGAUUGGGUACGUAUACCUACGACAUCCUACGACCCAUGAACCGAGGAAGCUGAACCAUGCCAGGGAUCAUGGCGAUCGGGAAUGCUUAUCAGCAACCCGUGAUGCCAAUGAUCUCAUCGACUUCAAGAAGCACAACAUUGUCUCUCCUGCAACUCCCAGCGAGGCCCAGAAAUUCCUCGACGCACUCGAACGCCUGAAAAGGAACGUGAUGCCGGACAUCGCGGCGGAGGAGAAUGUGACGAUCCAUUUUUGGAUAUCAUUUGCAUUUCUCAUCACCGGCCAACACCCGUACCAUGUGUGGGUUGAGGGGAACUUCGCUGAGCGGAUGGCCGAGGCAAUUCGAAGUGUGGACAAGAUGGCGACGAGACCAAUCUUUGUGUCACUCUGCAAGGACUCCAGAUUUCAUGGUAUUCCAUCUGGCAUCCGAGAAGUGGCCACGGACUCGGCAGACAUCUUGAGAAGCUUCGGAAUUAUGGUCACCACUGAUGAUGGAAUGUGGAGAUUGAUGUAUGGUCACGCCGGCAAUCACUACAUGAACAACCACAACAUGCCAGAUCGACUGGGAGUUAAGUUCUUGUUCAGACAACGGGUACUGUUGAUGUGCUCCCUGAACGUCGAGGCGCUGUCGCACUUCGGAACUGUUAGAGUUCCCAGGGAUCGCGUGAAGCAGAUCUUCACUGGAAAACGUGGGAGACAAUACAUCGUUAUCCGAGAAGAGUUCUCGUUGGAGACUGGCAAGGGCACCUACGAACGAUUUGCAUAUCGUGUCUCCAAAGAUUAUGGGAACGUAUUCUACAAAGAUUGCCUCAAAAUGGUGCUUGGGAAUGACUUCAUGGGUUAUCCCGACGUCGCAGCCGAGAAAUGCGGCGACGUUGUCGAGAUGUGGCUUGGCAUGCUUGACCUCUCGCCAACAGGGCAGACCCGGGCGAGCUACUUGCGGGCGAUGGCUCUAACUCUGCAGGUUCUCUUCGCAGCUCUUUGA
Cladocopium goreaui is the source of this 2835-nucleotide messenger RNA. NCBI's taxonomy places the organism in Eukaryota, Dinophyceae, Suessiales, Symbiodiniaceae. The record is from the annotation of a GenBank genome assembly.